Messenger RNA from Aspergillus tanneri, 1071 nucleotides. RefSeq lists its product as uncharacterized. The coding region runs from base 1 to 1071 and encodes 356 amino acids. The transcript has 3 exons. Lineage: Eukaryota; Fungi; Ascomycota; Eurotiomycetes; Eurotiales; Aspergillaceae. The record is from RefSeq and is a predicted model, not a curated record. Gene Ontology annotation, molecular function: FAD binding.
AUGGCCCGCCAGAAACUCCUGGAGAUUCUGUAUAAGAGAUACCCGGACAGUUCCAAUAUUCUCACCGGUAAAAGAGUUACCGAAGUCCGCCAACUGGACCGUGGUGCCUGCGUCAUCACAGAGGAUGGGUCAGUCUACAAGGGAGACCUCAUUGUUGGCGCCGACGGAGUUCAUAGUCGAAUCCGGUCCGAGAUGUGGCGAUUGGCAGAACACAUGCCAGGUCGAAUUGCACAGAAAGAGAAGAAGAGUAUGACGGCGCAAUAUGCAUGCUUGUUCGGCAUGUCGUCCCCCAUUCCGGGACUUGAAGCCGGAGAACAAGUCUAUGCCUUUCUCAAUGGACUUACAAUAGUGACUAGCCACGGCAAAAAUGGUCGAUUAUUCUGGUUCUUUAUUAAAAGGCUCGAUCGUAAAUACCUUUACCCGGACGUAGUUCGGUUUUCGAACGAAGAUGCAGCGCAAUUCUGCUGCCAGAUUGCAGAGGUGCAUGUUUGGAACGGCGUUUAUGUACGAGAUAUAUGGAGGAACCGCGAGGCUUAUUCAAUGACUGCUCUGGAAGAGUCAUUUUUCCGGACCUGGCAUUAUGGUCGAAUGGUGCUGCUCGGUGACAGUGUUCAUAAGAUGACGAUCAAUGCCGGGCAAGGAGCAAACAGUGCCAUUGAAGAUACAGCACUCCUGUCUUCUACUCUUCAUGACCUUAUCUAUUCGACCUCACCUCAGAUACCCUCAUACCUUCAGAUUAACCGUGCGCUCGAGAAGUACCAGGCAAGGGGACAUAAUCGUGUGAAAGACAUCUAUGACUGGUCUUGGUACAUUGCCCGUGUUCAUGCGCGCGAUGGUCUUCUAAAUACACUAAUCAGUCGCUAUUAUAUCCCUUAUCGAGUCAAUGUUCCUGCAGAUAUGAUCUCGGGAAUUAUUGCGGAUGCGGAGUCGAUACAGUUUCUUCCUCUGCCUGAGAGGUCCGGGCCAGGUUGGUCGAUGUAUAGCAGGAAGAGAAGUAUGGUUCUUCGUCUCAAAUGGCCGGUAUUGUUUGUGGUGGUACUGGUAGUGGGUUGGUGGUUUCGAGGACUAUAA